This is a messenger RNA of Pleuronectes platessa (European plaice), 2314 nucleotides long. Its product is annotated as lipopolysaccharide-induced tumor necrosis factor-alpha factor homolog. Lineage: Eukaryota; Metazoa; Chordata; Actinopteri; Pleuronectiformes; Pleuronectidae. The coding region runs from base 283 to 825 and encodes 180 amino acids. Gene Ontology annotation, molecular function: zinc ion binding. The transcript is spliced from 5 exons. The record is from RefSeq and is a predicted model, not a curated record.
UCACCAGCCUGCUGCGUCUGUCCUCCAGCCCAGCUUCCUCAUUCGUCCCAGGUGAGACCACUGCUCUCACACAUCUCACAAACCUCACACUUCCAUUAGAGACGGAGGACAGGUCGUCACAGGCAGCACUUGGAGUUUGUUCGGAGGAGGGCUGAAGCCUGGUUUGGGAUCAGGCUCCAGGGCUCGGAUGUUUCCUGUUCACAAAAGAGAAGGGACCCAUGUGAGGUAGAGUUACACGUCUGUUUUCAAAAGCAGCGUCCUGUUUGACCGGAUGAUCUCCUGAUGGAACCUCCUUCAUACGACGAGGCCACUCUCCACCCUCCUGCUCGGAAUACUCAAGGACUGUACACCCCACCUCCCCCCUCCUACAACGCCUCCCUCUCCUCCCCCUCCACACCUCCUCCCACCUACGUAGAAGCAGUUAGGAUACAGCAGGAUCCAUUUCCCGUCCUGUCUCUGCCCUCCGUGCCCACGUCUGUGACCUCAACUCCCCGAAACACUGGAUACAUAAUCCAUCCACACACACAAGUCGGUGCGAGACAGACGGUCAACACCAGCCAAACCCAGCCGCCUCCGGUCCGCAUCUCACUGUCACAUCUGACAAGGAAGCCUGGUUUUGUGCGCUGCCCACACUGCCGGCGAACUGUUACCACUAAAGUCAAGUACCAUCCUAACAAGGAUGCCUGGGGCCUGUGUCUACUUCUGGCAGUGAUGGGGCUGAUCUGUGGUUUCUGUCUGAUCCCACUCGUUGCAUGUGGACUACAAGACGCAUAUCACUCCUGCCCAGAGUGUGGACACCAUCUGUUCACUUACAAACAACCAUAGGACGACCCGGACCGUCCCACCUGUAAGUGAUGUAGAGAGAAGACUGUAGAUGGACAGACGAGAAGUGGACUUUGCUGCAAAAGCAGUUUGACACAUUUCCGUGGACAUUUUUGUUUCAUUUUUUAUUUUUUAUAGAAACUUGAUUCUUUUAACCAACGAGAAUCGAGACUCACCACAGCUGCUUUAUACACUUAAAAACCUCCUCUUUUUAUUUUAAAUGAUCAUUGUUUUUGUAAAUAUGCGGUGGUUAGAGCCAUCGCCUCACAGGAAGAAGGUUGAGGGUUUGAAGCCCAUGUCAGCCGGGGCUUCUCUAUGUGGAAUUGCCAUGUUCUCCCUGAGUGGGUUUUCUCCUGCUUCCUCCCACAGUCCAAAGAAAUGCAGAGUGGGGUUAGGUUAAGUCAAUACUCUAUUUUGCCUGUAAAACCUGAAAGUGAAUGGUAGUUUAUCAUUGUUCCAGUGUAUUCUGGGUUUAGCUCCAGAUAGCCCACCAUGACCCUCAAAGGAUAAGCGAUAUACAGAUAAAGGAUGAAUCUUCUCAAUAAUGAAUCCUAAUUUAUUACUCCAUGAAUCAACGGACGCAUUGUGUAGUAUAUCCUCCUCCAGGUACUCCAGCUUCCUCCCACAGUCUAACAACAUGCAGUUUAGGUUCAUUGGAAACUCUCCAUUGUUUGUUUCUCUAUGUCAGCCAUCGAUUCUUAUCCCAAUCUGUAACUGGCAUUUUUGGACAGGCAUUUUUUAACCUUACACAACAGUGUAAGGUUCAAUCAUAAAAACCUAUUCCAAUAUAUACAAUCUAUUUAUAAAGCCAACAAUAGUUUUCGCAUAUUUGAUGUUUUGUGAGAACGUAUGGGGGUUGGUUCCCUUGUUUUUUAAAACAAGGAGGAACUGAACACUGAAUCCAUCCUUGAAGUGUUUGACCACAACUCAGCACACAAACCAGAGACAGAGACAGAGAGGACAUUGUGGACAAACGAGUUCACGUCCAGUCCAGGGACUGAUUUACAUGAACCAACAUGAUAAUGAGCUGUUUUACAUAUUUAAAUACGAAGAGAACACACAUUGAACAUUUACCCGAUGUGAUGACACAGAGGAAACUAGGUGUGAAUGUCGGACAUGUUUAAACCAAACAAAGCUUAAUGGAAAAACGGAUUUACUAAACACAAAGGGAUUUUUUUUACCCUGCACAGCCGUGGUAAACCCACACAGGUAGUUUUAUUCACCUGAACAGGACUGUGUGUGUGUGUGUGUGAGUGUGUGAGUGUGUGCGUGUGUGCGUGUUUGUGAGUGUGUGUGUGCGGGUCUGUUUGAGACUCUUUCUGAUCCAAUAGUGAAACACCUGACUGGAUGUGCAUGAACGAUUUGUCAUCAUAAAAUGUGAUUUUUGUUUGUUUGUCUGCUGUAAGACAUUUGUUUACAUGUGAGUUAAAGUUUGCACAUGUUGUUUUUUAAAUUGUGAUUUUAUUAUGAAUAAAAUUUUGAUUUAUUAUUA